AUGGGAUAUUACCUUGUUGAUGGUAUAUACCCCAGCUAUGGCAACCUUGUGGCAGCACCCAAACAGGCUACCACAAUAAAGGAAAAGUACUUUUGCACCCAACAGGAAGCCUGUAGAAAAGAUAUGAAAAGAGCUUUCGCAGAAGAUGAACGUGGGGUGCAUGGGUUAGAGAAUCUGUCUCCUUACCACCCGGAAGACAUUGCAACGAUCAGCAGAGACACAGACAUUGAUGUCUUUAAUGCUUUAUUUGAAAGACGGAGAGAAAUCAGGAACAAAGAUUCGUCUCUUCAAUUAAGACAAGACCCGAUAAACCACCACUGGGACAUCAAAGGCAAUGAAUAA
Molecule: messenger RNA, 342 nt
Organism: Phycomyces blakesleeanus NRRL 1555(-)
Lineage: Eukaryota; Fungi; Mucoromycota; Mucoromycetes; Mucorales; Phycomycetaceae
Exons: 3
Coding region: 1-342 (113 amino acids)
Source: RefSeq, a predicted model, not a curated record